Molecule: messenger RNA, 4068 nt
Organism: Orbicella faveolata
Lineage: Eukaryota; Metazoa; Cnidaria; Anthozoa; Scleractinia; Merulinidae
Product: serine/threonine/tyrosine-interacting-like protein 1
Biological process (GO): protein dephosphorylation; positive regulation of intrinsic apoptotic signaling pathway; negative regulation of cytoplasmic stress granule assembly
Cellular component (GO): mitochondrion
Molecular function (GO): protein phosphatase binding; pseudophosphatase activity; protein phosphatase inhibitor activity
Source: RefSeq, a predicted model, not a curated record
UUUAAAUUGGUGAGCGUUAGCCCUCGCAGGGUCGCCACAGGUAAGGAAAUGGUCAGGGAAAUAAUUCUUCAAGGUCAGGGAAAAGUCAGGGAAUUUAAUUUUGAGUAAGGGAAAAGUGACAUUCUGAAUGAAAGUCUGGGAAAAUUGAAAUAAUUUAACACGGCUGUUUUAAUAUCAUCGAAGGCUGGAAGAACGACCUGUUUCCUUAUCAGUCUUAAUGAACGAGUGGAAAGGACGGUUGUAAGGGGAGGCUUGAAGCCGCUACUAUAUCUGACAUUUCGUAUUUAUUUGAUCAGGGAAAUCUCAUUUUUAUCAGGGAAAUACAGGGAAUUUUGAAAAGUGAUGUCUGUGAUGUGGCAACCAUGCGCUGGCAUUUUGACGACAUGCCGUACUGUAGUUGUAAAAAAGCGGGGCACAUGCUGGGCUUUGUUAAUACCAUCGGAAAAAUAAUGAAUGUAGACAUCAUACCGUGAAAUACUUAGUAAUUGCGGAGCUUGUAAUGUUUUCGAAUUCACCCACUCUCGAGGUCCUUCAGGCCUCGUUUUGAAACAGAGUCAAAGCAAAUUUCUCGCCCUGGGCCGCCCUGGGCCCCCCAGGGCAAACUGGUGGUUUUUUAGUUCCCAGUCUUUCACGUUGGUCCGUAUGUAACAAAGUAAACAUGGAGUCCUUUUGUUGUUGCGCAAGUUGAAUUCUUUUCCCAAACUUUUUGGAACUAGUUGCGUUUGUAGUCUUAGGUUCUCAGUGAUGGGAGCGUCUCUUUCUCGAAGUCCAAGACAGAAGUCUGAGAAAAAGGCGAAAAGAGAUGUACUUUCAAGCCGUCCUCAUGGUAGUGCGAAAGAUCUCAAAGGGAAAAAGAGUGACAAAAGGCUUGAGCAAGGAGAGGAUACAGGGCAAGAAGCUAAAGGGAUGGAAAGAAGAGAUAGCAAGAAUUUUUGGAUUUCACAUAUAACAAGGAGAAAUAGCUCUCGAGAUACUAUAAGUGUUCAAACAGCAGUUAACACACAAAAGCCACACAAAAACUCUCGACCUCCGCGGGAGUUGAGCCCUAAGGGGAAACAAAAUGGAAGGAAACAUGAGGUGCAGUUAGAGCCAAACAAGAAUAACAACGCUAGGAGCUUGAAUGGGGCUACAUUGAACGAUCAGCCGAGUAAUAAGCAGGGCAAGAACCUGGCAUUAAACGGUUUAACCGUUCCAGCGACAGAAAAUCAAGAUAUUCAAGACUCGAAUUCCACUGUUGUCCCGCAGUCACCCGCUCUACUACCAGGACAAACAAGCGGGAGUAUCGACGCAUCAAACUUGAUUUCGGCAAAUGAACUGUAUAACUACUUCUGGGACGGAGCAAUACACUCCAGCAUCUUCGAUCCAUCGUAUCUACUUGUUGUAGAUGCUAGACCUAAAGCAGAUUACGAACGAGGCCAUAUUAUUUUGGCGCGUUGUGCAGGUUCUCUGUACAAUGAUUUAGCAACGAACCCCAUGUUUGGCUAUGGGUACCUGGGCGGCGAGGAAGUAAUUGCAAAUCGUCUUAGUGAAUACACUCACGUUAUAGUGUAUGGAAACUCUGUCUCAGACACCAGAAAUGACGAUCUACCAGAAAUUAAACUCAUGAGGGAGCUUAUGAAUUAUGAAUUAGUGGAUCCUCUGUUUCUAGCUUCAGGUUAUGACAGUUUUAAACAGGCUUGGCCCUUCAUGUGCACAACAAAGGACCUGACCAUCCGACAUGAUCAUAAAGAAAUCACCGUUUAUCCCUCUCUCAUUUUGGAAAACCAGCUCUAUUUAGGCCGAGGUGAACAAGCGACCAAUAGAAAGGUAGUAUCAGAUCUGAAGCUCACACAUGUCAUUAACAUUGGCAGUGAACAUGCCUCACCUUUCACAGAUUGCAUUCAGUAUCUCAAUAUAAAGCUUGAUGAUAAUCCUUCCAGUGACUUGAAAAUUUAUUUCUCAAAGGCUUGUCAGUUCAUCAGUGAUGCCUUGUCUAUAGGUGGACGCAUCCUAGUCCAUUGCAACCUUGGUGUAAGCCGCAGCUCAACAAUCGUCAUUUCAUACUUGAUGAAAUCAAGGCAGUGGACUCUCAAAGUGGCUCAUGACUUUGUUAGGGAUCGCAGGACAUGUAUUCGGCCUAAUCGGGGCUUUUUACAGCAACUGUCCGACUGGGAACAAAGUAUAUUUGGACGUAAGCACACUGAUGCUGAUGAGUUGUGGUUUUAGCUGCAGCACUAUACCAUACGGUGAAAGCCUCAAUAUUAUGUUCAUAUUCUUAAUUCGACCAAAGAUGUUCCCUUACAUUAUAUACAUUGUAGUGUAUUUUGAGGUGACACUGAAGAGGGGCUCUUUCACAUCAAAUGUGAGAAAUCAAGAUGAUCUGCUCCAUGGAGUGCGCUCAUUAUUUGCCAGCCCAAUUCACCAAGCAGAUAUUUUGUGGUAGAGAAAAUUGUUUGGCUUGUUUUUGGCUUUCAUGGUCAUAUUCAUAUUACUGAACUCAAGGAAUAUGUAUGUGUCAACUUUUGCUUAAACCUAGAACUGCAUUGACUUGGCUAAAUGAGUGAUACCUUUGCGGUCUCCAAAACAAUAAUUAUAAUAAUAAUACAAAUUUAUUGAGCACCUCAGCAAAUAAGUCUAUAUAUUUUCCAAUGUGUGAAGCUUCUUUCGUCAGGUAUAUUUAUGAAAUUUACGUAUAAAACAUGUUUAAAGCUCAUGUAUUUCUGCUGUGCAUUUUGCAGUUUGUAGUUCCAGUUAAUAAUAUAUUCAUACACUAGGGUAUGUGAGCUGUUCUGCACAUUUUCUUGAGAGCAUAAAAACAUCUGCCUUUCCUGCUGUCACUCACUUGUUUUAAUCUUUUGUGUUUUAAACUUGAAUAUUUAUUAGUUACACCUGAAAUCUGACACCUGUUAUGUUGCCUUUUAAAUUUGUUUUAGUUUGAAUUUUGAUUUGACUCUCUCUUGGGUGUGUAUAUAUUUGUUCUAAAACUGAACUGUUGUAGUUUCACACAAAAACACCACUAGGACUGUGAUUUUGACUAUUGUAAAAUAUAUUUAUUAGAUAUGCUAAUGAGUAUUUUUGAUGUUUGCAUGCUGAUAUCAUAGUGAUAUUUAAUUACUGUGUCGAUCAUAAGCAAAUAACUGUUUGAUUCAGAUUUGAAGAUAUUAUAUUCUGCCAGGCUUGGGUCAGUUUUCCCAGAAAUCUUGGCUUAAAAGUGGUAAAUUUAUAUGAAUUAGGUUAAUAUUUUAAUAAUUUUCACCUAGCAUGAAUGAAAUGCAGAUAAUUGGGAACAUAAAUUUUAAAAUUGACUGAAUUUACACUGAAUUUUCCCAUGCUCAGUCAAGUGUUUUCAUCGGACUAUCCAAACAAAUUGGCCAUUUUCAUUUCAAGAAAUUGUUUAGUCAUUUCAUUACUGCAAAACAUGUUUGUGACUCUGCAAUUAAGGUAUACAUUGUAUAAGAACACUUUUUGUAAUAUUUAUCAAAUUUAAUCAAACAGCUAUUUAAACAUUGUACCUAGUAAUCUUUUUUUGUGCCCGUGACAUGGAAUGAGUUGUUAUAGGUAAUCUUAUGCAAUGGGGAUUUAAAUUACUGACUUGGCUUGUAUAAUUUAUAUUUAUUUUAGAGUUUGCAGCUAUUUUCUUGGUUGUAUAUUUAUAAACAUUGAGGUUUCUAAGCUGCUUUACACCAAUAACAUACUCUAUUUUCAGAAACUUACAUGAUGAUAGUCUUAUGUGCACUGUUAAAUACUAGACACAGUUAACUUUACUGUUAGUUGAAUUUUAUGUAAAAUAAAAAGGUAUGAUUCAUGCUUCAGGCAAACAAACUACAUGAAGCAACAAUAUUAGUGCUCAAAUACACUUGUGGUCUUGCCACAAUGAUUCAGUGAAGAAGGCAAAACAAAAUCUUGAGUGUAUAUAUUGCACAAAGAGCAUAGUAUAAGCUAUGGUGAUAAGGUUGGCUUGUUGACCAGAAUUCAGUAUAAUUUUUUUGUAUAUGUUACUUCGCAGUAAUGUUAUGCAUUCUUGUAAUGUGAUUUUAAAAAUUGUUUGUUUGAAUAUUUAUUAAAAGGAGUACCAUGCAUACAAGUCAA